AUGAUCAAGCUGAUACUAUCAACCUCAAACAUCAUGGGCGGCGCGCCCUCGGUGCUCCGUCGCAGUCCCGUCGAGAAGUCCAACACGGAGCUGACCAGCGCUCUGCGCGCCAACUUCUCGGCCCACCAACACGAGGUCAUUACCACUAGCCCGCAUGCCCCGGCCGUCCUCUCUUUCCGUCACUGGACCCAGCAGGACAGCUCAUGUCUGUACAUCCCGGCUAUCGACUUUGACGCCUCGGGCCUUGCCGAGGAGCGUCCCGCCUACGACAUCACGGUCAAGCUGUUCUACCUGCCCAAUGUGCCUGUGGCACAGCGUUGCGCCCACGCGCGCGAGGCCAUCGAUCUCGUUCUCAAGGAGCUGCAUGUCUCUUCAAUUGACCUACUCAUCGUGUCGUUCCCGGGCGUGGCGUUCGACGCCGACGACGAGGACUGGGACUCUGACGAGGGCGGCGACGAGGGCAUACGGGCCGGCGGAUCCGGACGUGAGAGUGGCCUCGGCGUCGAGGACGUCGACAGCAUGAUCGAGACAUGGCACGCGCUCGAACAGCUGCACGACGAGGGCCUGAUUGCAAAGCUCGGCCUGAGCGAGUUCGGCACCCAGCGUCUACAACGCUUCCUUUCUCGCACCCGCGUCCGCCCCAGCGUCGACCAGAUCAAUGUCCGCGACUGCUGCGUUGUCCCCAAGCCGCUGAUCCUCUACGCAAAGCAGGAGGGCAUCGAGCUUCUCACCCACAACGACUGCACCAACAUCCUUCCCCCCGGCACCCUUCGCGAGCUUCUCGGCACUGGCGAGAAGGGCGCCAGCGUCCUCGCUGGCCCCAACGACUCUUGCCAUGGCUUGAAGGGCGAUGUCAUCCCAGAAUGGGUCGUCAAGUACACGGCCGUCGUCAAGGACAGAGGCGUCGUGGAGAACAAGGGCUACUUCGCAGUAGCCGAGCUACGAAAUUGA
Molecule: messenger RNA, 951 nt
Organism: Aplosporella prunicola CBS 121167
Lineage: Eukaryota; Fungi; Ascomycota; Dothideomycetes; Botryosphaeriales; Aplosporellaceae
Exons: 2
Coding region: 1-951 (316 amino acids)
Biological process (GO): glutathione biosynthetic process
Cellular component (GO): glutamate-cysteine ligase complex
Molecular function (GO): enzyme regulator activity; glutamate-cysteine ligase catalytic subunit binding
Source: RefSeq, a predicted model, not a curated record